This is a messenger RNA of Capsella rubella, 1541 nucleotides long. RefSeq lists its product as uncharacterized. Bases 152 to 1375 code for a protein of 407 amino acids. Gene Ontology annotation, cellular component: chloroplast. Gene Ontology annotation, molecular function: double-stranded DNA binding. Gene Ontology annotation, biological process: chloroplast organization; regulation of DNA-templated transcription. The transcript has a single exon. Lineage: Eukaryota; Viridiplantae; Streptophyta; Magnoliopsida; Brassicales; Brassicaceae. The record is from RefSeq and is a predicted model, not a curated record.
CUAGAGUGUAAAAGUAUGCCAAAAACGGUAUCCAAACAUAGAAUGGUGUUAGAGUGAAAGAUAACACACACAAACGGUGCUAGAGUAUAACAUUAUCUAGUAGUAAUCAUACCGGAUAGUGAGUGAGUGAGAUUAGUAAAGCAAUCUAGUCAUGGCAGUCGCAAUACCUCAAGCCAUUUCUCUAGCGAGGGUCGUCUUCCUCACCAAACCAAUCCAAAGAGGGAGCUUCACCACCUUACAAUCUAAGAAUCAUCGGAAGCCCAUCCUCGUCUUCUCUCUCCAGCAGACUCAAAUAUCUUCUUCUCCCCUCACGACUCUCACAUCCAAAACCCCUAAUAAAGAUGAGCAGCAGCAAAAGCUUUCCUUCACCAUCGGCUACCUUAUCGACUCAUGUGGAUUAUCUCCAGAUUCCGCCACCGUAGCAGCUCGUAAACUCUUACUAGAUUCUCCGGAACGACCCAACACAGUUCUAAACCUUCUUCGUGACCAUGGGUUCACCGCUGCUCAAAUCUCUACUCUCGUUAAGAAACGUCCUGUUCUCUUAUUAGCCAAUGCUGAGUCAGUCCUCCUCCCCAAACUCAGUUUCUUCCUCUCCAUCGGCGUCUCGAAAUCUUUACUUGCUCGAACCUUAGCUUCUGAUCCCACUAUUUUGACUAGAUCCCUUGUCAAUCAGCUUAUCCCUUCUUACAAUUUCCUCAAGAGCGUGCUUGAUUCCGACGAGAAGAUCGUGGCGGCGUUGCGAAGGACGACUUGGGUUUUCUUAGAGGAUCAUACCAAGAAUCUUGUACCCAACAUCACCUACAUGGCGGAGACUGGUGUGCCUCAGAAAUGUAUUCAGCUGCUUCUCACGCAUUUUCCUGAAGCUGUGAUGCAAAAGAGCCACGAGUUCCAAGCUAUUGCUAAGCAAGCUCAAGAGAUGGGCUUCAAUCCUCAAAAAUCAACCUUUGUGCUCGCGAUUCACGCCCUUUCUGGGAAAGGAAACAAAUCGAUUUGGGACAAAUGCUUUGAGGUUUACCAGAGAUGGGGUUGGUCGGAAGCUGAUAUUAUGUGCGCUUUCAAGAAGCAUCCGCAUUGUAUGAUGUUGUCUGAGAGGAAGAUCAAUAGAACAAUGGAGUAUUUUGUGAAUGAGAUGAAUUUGGCGCCUAGAUCUAUCGCCCAGUGUCCUGUGGUGUUGUUCUUCAGUCUGGAGAAGCGGAUUAUCCCGAGGUGUUCGGUUACUAAGGUGUUGGUCUCGAAAGGGCUUAUGAAGGAAGAUUGGAGCUUGACUUCAUUGUUGGUUCCGGUGGAGCAAGUGUUCUUGGAGAAGCUCGUCAUCAAGUACGAAGAGGAGUUACCUGAGUUGAUGGAUGUGUAUCAAGGAUGCACCAAGCUCUGAGUUUUUGUUUUCGACUAUUUCCGUUGUCAAAUCUCAUAUGCUGGAAACUGAGAGACACGAAUUUUUUUGGAAAGAGUUUAGUGUUAUCCAAUUUUUGUAGUUACAAAUUUUAGUUGUACUCAAAGGGAAAAUAAUAAUAGUAAGACAUAAAAUGAUGAGAAGCAAA